AUGGGUUAGAAAUACUUAAUUAUAUUAUUAAUUUUAAUAACCUAGCUUUACAAAAUAAAUAAUUACAAAAUAUUUCUAAUUUAUGUCAUCUUUAAUUUACAUCUAUACAGAUAAUAAAUAUUACUGAUUCUAGAUAUAUAAUUAAUCAAAGUUAAAGUCAUUCAAACUAUCCCUUAAACUAAUGUGGAUAAAUGUAAUUAUAAGAUAUAAAAUUAGUGUCCAUAAGGAAUUUAUAGUUCAACUAAACAAGCAUUAUUAAACCUUUUAUCACUUUAAAUAAUGUCUAAAAUUUAAACAUAAUAGGAUUGGUCCUUUCAAAGUGCUCUAUUUAAACUUAAGGAGUAAUAUAAAUUAUUUAAGGUUCUACAUAAUUGA
Tetrahymena thermophila SB210 is the source of this 375-nucleotide messenger RNA. Its product is annotated as transmembrane protein, putative. Lineage: Eukaryota; Ciliophora; Oligohymenophorea; Hymenostomatida; Tetrahymenidae. The record is from RefSeq and is a predicted model, not a curated record. The transcript is spliced from 2 exons.